This is a messenger RNA of Cryptococcus deneoformans JEC21, 1812 nucleotides long. Its product is annotated as expressed protein. The record is from RefSeq and is a predicted model, not a curated record. The transcript is spliced from 2 exons. NCBI's taxonomy places the organism in Eukaryota, Fungi, Basidiomycota, Tremellomycetes, Tremellales, Cryptococcaceae. The coding region runs from base 117 to 1541 and encodes 474 amino acids.
AAUCCUUCCCGAUAUAUAUGUAAUUUUAGCUGUCACAUUGCCCAUUUCUUGAUCUCCCAGAUAUACCUGUAUACCCAACGCCCCCACUAAUAGCAAUAUACCACAGCAGCGCGAACAUGCCAACUCAAACGCGUCCUGUUUCUCUCCACGAACGAUUCAGUCUCACGCGCCGCAACGCAGGCUACCCUCCUAUUCUUGCCAUCGCAGCAUCCUAUCCAUCCGACGCGGCGCCUUCCAGGACUUUUCUAGAGCAGCGUAUUGCCGAGCUGCAAGAGCACUUCCCUCUGCUCUACGUUCGCAUUGAGGGUCACCGUACAACGAAUCCCGUUGAAGUGCUUAGGGAAAAACCUUGGCCUGCAGAGGAUAUCCUUGAUGAAGCAGAAUACCAGCCCGAAGAUGAUGAUUCAGUGGAGAUCGGAAAUAUCCUUCAGAAGAAUGGGCAGAAAAAGUCAACAGACGACCUGAAUAGUCGUCCAUUGUGGCAAGUGACAAUCGAUACUAGCCUUAAGAAAAGUACGACGUACAUCACACUCGUCGCGGACCAUCUUAUAGUCGACGGUAAAGGGCUCAGCAUCUUCUUUGAUGCUCUUCUCGCAAAGGAUGUUUCCCAACUCCCUUACGAAAAACUCGAGACCAUCCCUCGCCUGGAAGAUACAAUGAAUAUCAAGCCAUCUCUCUCCUUUUUGCUUCCAAUGGUCUGGCAACAUCUUAUUCUUCCUCGUCUGCCUUUUUUUAUCCAAAGGUUCUUUUCGACCGGCGCAACUUGGCCGGCUACACAUGUGCGCGAAUCCCCUUUCAACUGUUCACCCGGUUACUCUCUUCUCUCCAUCCCUGCCGAUCAAAUGGCCUCUUUGAAACAAGUCGCCAGAGCGCAUAACAUCCUCGCUCUGCACGCAGUCCUCAAGUCUAUUUACGCGCUUGCCAUCUGGUCUAAAUUCCGGCACACCCUUUCUCCUUUUAGACUUACCGCCAGCACUCCUCGAUCCGAGCGUGAUUACAAACUCGGACAUGCAUAUUGCAUGGGCAAUUAUGUCAGCUCAUACCAAUUUGACAUUCAAUUCACCCCCGGCGAAAGCUUUUGGGUGGUAGCGAAGAAUGUUUUUAAUUACCUCAUGGAUCCAGAAAGUAUCGAGAGUGCUCGAAUGCGUAUGGGUAUCCUCGAGCAAGUCCCUGACGGAGUGUACGAUCCCCCUCACGCUGAUCCGCACCGACCGACCAAGUGGGAGGACUUUUUCCUCAACGAAGCUGCAUCCGAGAAACCGUUUGGUGAAGCUCUCAGCUUUUCAAACUUGGGCCAUGUCAAGUUACCGGAAAACGCAAAAGACGUGGCGUGGGUCCAGAUUGGCGGUUCAUUGGCCACGGCCGGAUUUUCGACGGCCGUUUUGGGUCACGAGAAGGGGUUGAGGUUGAAUACGAUUUAUUUGGAGGGUGCGGCGGUUACAAAAGAGGAUGUCAAAGACAUUGAAUGGCUUUUCGUUGUCAUCUUGAAAAGGCUAAUUGAAGGCAAGGAUAAUGUGGAUGAGUUGUUGGUCAAGGUUUAAUAAUGCAAGGCUAUCGUAAGCGGGGAUGGAUAAGAAUAGAUUCAAUAAAUAGUAUAAUAUGAUGGCGGCAUACGAUGGUAAUGUAUGUAUCUGUUUUAGAAUAUCUUUUUCCCCUGUCAGACGGAGCUGUGUCCUUUGGGACGAGCUAACAGAGAUCUACAGAACUACAGGGGGAAGAUCUGGGAGAACUAAGGCGAUGGAUACGCCCAUAACAACGUGAGAAGGGAGGGCGGAACAUUGUAUAUAUCCACAGCAAUGCAGUGCCAUCAGC